CCUCUUGGAUGUAACAGGAACCUGUGCAUUUCCUAUUCUACUCUUAGCAUGGCUACAUGGCUGACUCAGAAACUGAUCCCACGGACUGGCAGCUGGCUGCAGCCUGGCCCCGGUGCUGUGGCCCUGGUCUGCAGGCGGGGGGUCGGACGGGCCUCCUCGGCCCCAGAAGACCUCUCCGCCGUGCAGGACAAGCCUCGGACGGUGGACGACCUCCCACAUGUCACUUUCUUGGAGAUGCUUUACAGACUGGUGUUUCAGGGCUUUUACAACCGUAUGCACGAGCUUCAGAUCUACGACAAGCAGCGAUACGGGCCCAUGUACAGAGACGCCUUUAAGGGCGUCUCCGUGAACACCCCAAAACUACUGGAGGAAGUCAUAAGGAAGGACGAGAAGUUUCCCUGCAGAGGAGACAUGUCCCUGUGGAAAGAGUACCGCGACAUGAAAGACUUCGGCUACGGGCCUUUCACAGAGGAGGGGGAGAAGUGGUACAACUUGAGGACGGUGCUGAACAAGCGCAUGCUCCACCCGAAGGACGCCUUCCAGUACGGUGGGAUAAUCAACAAUGUGGUGAUGGACUUCAUCGAGAAGAUCACCCACAUGCGCCAGCGCAGCCCUACAGGAGACUUUGUGACCAACUUGGCCAAUGAGCUUUAUCUCUUUUCACUAGAGGGCAUCGCCUCCAUAUUGUUUGAGACGAGGCUCGGGUGUCUGGAGGAGGAAAUCCCCGCUGGCACUCAAGAUUUCAUCGACUCCAUCGCCCAGAUGUUCUCCAACAGCAUGGCGGUGAUGAUAAGUCCCAAGUGGAGCCGCAACCUGAUGCCUUACUGGGGCCGGUACAUCGCCGGCUGGGAGGGCAUCUUCAACUUUGCGAAGGAGCUGAUUGACAAGAAGUUGGAGAUCAUUCAGGAACGCGUGAACAACGAGCAGGAAGUAGAGGGCGAGUACCUGACGUACCUCCUCGCUAACACUCAGAUGAGCACUAAAGACGUGUACGGCAGCAUCACCGAGCUUCUUCUAGCUGGAGUAGACACGACCUCCAACACCCUCACAUGGGCUCUGUACCAGCUGUCCAAGCACCCUGACAUCCAGGACAGACUUUACAAAGAAGUGUCUACGUCCGUACCAGGAGACCGGAUCCCCACAGCUGCAGAGGUCACUAAAAUGCCGUUUUUAAGAGCUGUCAUCAAGGAAACGCUCAGGAUGCAUCCUGUGGUUCCUCUGAAUGCACGCGUCAUAGCAGAGAGUGUUGCUAUUGGUGGAUGUCAGUUUCCAAAGAAUACCGCUUUCGUAUUCUGCCACUACGCCAUCAGCCACGACGAGGACACAUUCCCAGAGUCCUUCUCGUUUAAGCCAGAGCGAUGGCUCCGGGACGGACGCGAGAGGCCAAACCCUUUUGGUUCCAUCCCGUUUGGCUUCGGAGUGAGAGGCUGUGUUGGUCGACGGAUCGCUGAGCUUGAGAUGUAUUUGGCUCUGUUUCAUCUCAUCAGGCAGUUUGAAGUAAAACCAGACCCCGCGAUGGGAGAACUGAAAGGCCUCAACCGCACCGUUCUUGUUCCGGACAAACAACUCAACCUGCACUUCGUGGACAGAAGAAGUAAAACCACGACAUGAGCAGAUGUUGGAUAUGAAGAAAAAAAAAAGUGUCUUUUUUUGUGAUGAAUUCCUCAUUAUUAUGCGAGGAACACAUUUGAAACCCUUCUAAUAACAAAUGUAAAUAUAAAAUGCACGUGUUUAAGCUUUGACAUAUAGUCGUCUUAAGAAGUAAUCAUCAGUCUACAUGAGGACUUGUUUCCAGCAUUUUAAAGCGAUUUAUAAACUACUCCUAUAACACUAUAACAGGAUUAACACUAUAACAGGAUUAUAUAUAUAUAUAUAUAUUAUAUAUUUUAUAUAUUUUAUAUAUUUUUACCAUUAAAAUUGUCUUUGAAGUUCAAUAAACUGAGGGCAGCUUGACGUCUGAGCUUUAAGGAUCCAGAUUCACAAUCAAGAGUGAAGUAAUAUUUUGUAAAUAAUAAAUUGUAAUCUGUGUAAAUUCUACAGUGAUUCCACAGACUUGAAUGAAGAAAGCUUCCUUCAGCAAA
Messenger RNA from Mugil cephalus (flathead mullet), 2081 nucleotides. Its product is annotated as sterol 26-hydroxylase, mitochondrial. Gene Ontology annotation, biological process: cortisol metabolic process; cholesterol metabolic process; C21-steroid hormone biosynthetic process. The transcript has 9 exons. Lineage: Eukaryota; Metazoa; Chordata; Actinopteri; Mugiliformes; Mugilidae. Gene Ontology annotation, molecular function: monooxygenase activity; iron ion binding; oxidoreductase activity, acting on paired donors, with incorporation or reduction of molecular oxygen. Gene Ontology annotation, cellular component: mitochondrial inner membrane. The record is from RefSeq and is a predicted model, not a curated record. Bases 49 to 1611 code for a protein of 520 amino acids.